Molecule: messenger RNA, 3508 nt
Organism: Triplophysa dalaica
Lineage: Eukaryota; Metazoa; Chordata; Actinopteri; Cypriniformes; Nemacheilidae
Gene: tlr7
Product: toll-like receptor 7
Exons: 2
Coding region: 1-3273 (1090 amino acids)
Biological process (GO): defense response to virus; canonical NF-kappaB signal transduction; positive regulation of interleukin-6 production
Cellular component (GO): plasma membrane
Molecular function (GO): pattern recognition receptor activity; protein binding
Source: RefSeq, a predicted model, not a curated record
AUGAUUACAGCCACGGCUAUAAAACAGAGCUAUCUGUGUGUAGCCAACGCCAAAAAGAAGCAAAAAAAGAAUGAGAAGGUUCUGUCAGUUAUUUUAACACUUAUAUUAUUGUUUCUCUUUAAGAUGAUGAGGAUCUUCAUGAUCAUCGCUGGUCCGAUCUUCAUCUGCUCGCUGGAGCUAAAUGGAUCUCAAUGGUACCCCAAAAGCCUGAAGUGCGAUGUAUCUGUGGAUGACAACAGGACAGAGGUGCUCGUGGACUGCACUGAACGUGGCCUCACAGAAGUACCGUCGGGAAUCCCCGCCAACACCACCAACCUGACACUGACCAUUAACCACAUACCGCACAUCACGAACGACUCUUUCCACAACCUGCUGAACAUCACCGAGAUCGACCUGCGCUGCAACUGCGUACCCAUCAAGGUGGGACCCAAAGACCGCAUCUGCACCCAUAGCGUAACCAUCGACAACGGGACCUUCUCGAAGCUUAAGAAUCUGAGAUCCCUUUAUCUGGACGGCAACCAGCUCUCUUCCAUUCCUAAAGGUCUUCCGCCCAACCUCGUGCUUCUGAGUCUGGAGGUCAAUAGCAUUUCUUCAAUCGUCAAAGAGAAUCUAACAGAGCUGAGUAAUAUAGAGAAACUUUACCUGGGACAGAACUGUUACUUCAGGAACCCGUGCAAUAUGUCGUAUUACACUGAAGAGGACGUGUUUUUACACCUCGACAGAAUGACACUGCUUUCUCUGAAGUCCAACAAUCUGUCCUAUGUGCCCCACAAGCUGCCCUCCAGCCUUAAAGAGUUGUACUUGUACAAUAACAACAUUCAGAAAAUCACAGAAAAGGAUUUCCACAACCUGACCGAGCUGGAGAUACUUGACUUAAGUGGGAAUUGUCCUCGCUGUUACAACGCUCCGUUCCCGUGCACUCCAUGCCCGGACAACUCUCCGCUCCAGAUACAUAAAAACUCCUUCAGGACCUUGAUUAACCUGAAAACUCUACGUCUUCACAGUAACUCUCUGACCAACAUACCUUCAGAGUGGUUCCAGAAUCUGACAAACCUCGUUGUUCUAGACCUCUCCAGUAAUUUUCUGGCUAAAGAGAUAACCUGCACCUCCUUUCCUGCACUGUUGCCAAAGCUUGUGGAGUUGGACCUUUCGUUUAACUUUGCGCUGCAGAUUUAUCCAGCAUCUCUUAACCUUUCCGCAUCAUUUGAUAAACUCCAAUCUCUGCGCGUUCUGAGAAUCAAAGGGUAUGUGUUUCAAGAGCUCAAGUUUCAAGACAUUCAACCGUUGAGCAGCUUGAAGAGCCUGGAGUUUGUUGAUCUCGGCACAAACUUUAUAAAGAUAGCACAUCUCAGCAUCCUCAAGAACCUAAAGAACUUCAAAAUCAUCAACUUGUCAGACAACAAAAUCUCUUUACCUUCAGAAGGAGGAUAUGCCGCUUCCAACACCUUCAAAGAAAGCUGGUUUAGUUCCCCAAUGUCUCAAGGUGCACAGUUCCACAACGGAGACGUGAAGGACAUGCAUUAUUUUCUUUACGAUGAGUUCGCACGCAGCUGCAAAUACAAAGACAAGGAACUCUGGACCACGAGUCCGUUUGAUAGCGAAUGCAGUCGAUUCGGAAAAACUUUGGAUAUCAGUAGGAAUAACAUAUUUUUUCUCCAUCCAAGGUUCCUGAAUCUCGGUGAGCUCAAGUGUCUGAAUUUAUCAGGUAAUGCCAUGAGUCAGAGUCUGAAUGGCUCGGAGUUCGUUCAGUUGAAGAACUUGCAAUAUCUGGACUUCUCCGACAAUCGUCUGGACCUGAUGUUCUCAUCAGCGUUUCAGGAACUAACCAAUCUGGUGGUUCUGGACAUCAGUCGUAACAGUCACUUCUUCGUGGCCGAGGGUUUGACUCACAUGCUGAACUUCACCAAGAACCUGGGCAAACUGAGCAAACUGAUCAUGAACGACAACAUGAUAUCCACGUCGACAAACACAGAAAUGGAAAGCUUCACUCUGGAACAUCUAGAGUUUAAAGGGAAUCGUCUUGACAUGUUGUGGAGAGACGGAGACACGCGGUUUGUCAACUACUUCAAGAAACUUUUAAUCUUAAAGGUGCUUGAUAUUUCUCACAACAACCUGAACUUCAUCCCGGGGGAAGUUUUUCAAGGCCUCCCAGAGACGCUGACGGAAUUCUACGUCGCUAGCAACCGAAUCAAUUCAUUUAAAUGGGAAGGCCUCGUGUACCUUACAAACCUGAAGGUCUUAGAUCUCAGCGGUAAUCACUUGACCAGUGUUCCGUGUCUGUCCAACUAUACAAAAUCCAUUGAAGUUCUCGUACUACGCAAGAAUAGUCUUUUUCAACUUCCUCCUGAUUUCCUCAAGGACGCUUUUAGCCUCAAGAAACUGGAUUUAGGUUAUAACCGCAUCCAGUUCAUCGAUCAGUCAAGCUUUCCGGAGAACAUCAUAGACCGCCUGGAGACCCUUUACUUGAACAACAACAGGUUUGUUUGCUCCUGCAAUGCCACGUGGUUCGUCCGAUGGAUCAACCGCACGUCGGUCAACAUUCCACGUCUGGCCACAGAUGUCAACUGCGCUUCCCCGAGCGCCCAGCGAGGUCAGAGUGUAAUUUUUUUAAACCUUCAAGCCUGUCAACACAACUCCCUGUCGAUCAUCCUCUAUAUUUUACUGACCUCGGUGAUUCUAAGCGUCCUCACCCUAACCAUAUCAAGUCAUCUCUUCCUCUGGGAUGUUUGGUACAUUUAUCACUUCUGUAUGGCCAAGAUCAAGGGGUACCAGCGACUCUCCUCCAGCAACACCAUGUACGAUGCUUUCGUGGCCUACGACACCACAGACCCGUCAGUUCACGAGUGGGUGAUGCAGGAGCUCCGCGUUCAACUAGAGGAAAUGGGCGAUACGCCCAUGCAUCUCUGUUUGGAGGAGAGAGACUGGAUGCCUGGGUACCCGCUCAUCGAGAAUCUUUCCCAGAGCAUCCAGACGAGUAAACUCACUGUGUUUAUUCUGACCGAACGUUAUAUGAAGGGGGGGAACUUCCGGACGGCGUUUUAUUUGGCCCAUCAGCGGCUCAUGGAUGAGAAGGACGACGUCAUCAUCCUGAUUUUCUUGGAGAGGAUGCCCUGUCAGUCCAAGUACCUAAGACUGAGGAAGAGACUGUAUAAGAAAUCUGUCCUCGAGUGGCCAAGGAAUCCACAAGCGCAGACGUAUUUCUGGUUCAGUCUGAGAAGUGUGAUGUCUUCUGACCGUCAGCAAUAUAACAAACUGUUCCAGGAGUCCCUGUGAUGCCUGUGACACUUGAAAGCUUCUGGUUCUUUCUAUAUUUGAAGUUCUUCUUUCUGUGUAUACAUAUCACAUGUCAUUUAUUUAAAGGGAUAGUCCACCCCAAAAAAAUGUCACUCCUUUCUUCUCAGUAAAAGAUAUGCUGAGAAAUGUCUCAAUGGUAGUAAACGGAGUUCAAUGUUGUCAACCAAAUAUCUUCUUUUGUUUUCUGCAGUAGAUGGAAACUCACUCAUGCAUG